AUGAACGUCACGUUGAAGUUGCACCAGGCUGUUAUCGCCCGUCGGCCAGCUCUUCGCUGGUCGAGCUCGGUUCUCCGCCGCACCACAACUCCAUGGCGCACAUACUCCAGUACACCGGCGGACGAUACCCUGCCCUUGAAGGGCGUUCGGGUGCUUGAUAUGACGAGAGUUUUGGCUGGUCCAUACUGUACACAGAUUCUUGGAGAUUUAGGAGCAGAUGUUAUUAAAAUUGAACACCCAGUGCGGGGCGAUGACACUCGCGCCUGGGGACCGCCAUACGCCAAAUACCAGGAUGAGUCCCGACAAGGUCCUGGCGAAAGCGCAUAUUAUCUAGGGGUCAACCGCAACAAGAAAUCCUUAGGACUGUCAUUUCAACACAAGUCGGGCGUGGAGAUCCUGCACCGCCUUGCGAAAGAAUGCGACGUUCUCGUCGAGAACUACCUCCCCGGAAGUCUGAAGAAAUAUAAUAUGGACUACGAAACCCUGCGGGAGAUUAACCCCAAGCUGAUCUACGCGAGUAUCACCGGAUACGGCCAGACGGGCCCGUACAGUAACCGGGCUGGGUAUGAUGUCAUGGUCGAGGCGGAGAUGGGCUUGAUGCAUAUCACUGGGGCCAGGGAUGGGGAUCCGGUGAAGGUUGGUGUGGCGGUUACGGAUUUGACGACGGGGUUGUAUACAUCUAACGCGAUCAUGGCGGCGCUGCUGGCCCGCAUGAGAACGGGUAAGGGUCAACAUAUCGAUGCUUGCUUGAGCGAUUGUCAGGUCGCGACGCUGGCGAAUAUUGCUAGCUCUGCGCUGAUUAGCGGGGAGAAGGAUACUGGAAGAUGGGGGACCGCGCAUCCUUCCAUUGUUCCAUACCGGAGUUAUCAGACGCUGGAUGGAGACAUUCUCUUUGGCGGCGGGAACGACAGACUGUUCGGUGUGUUGUGCGACCGUUUAGGACACCCCGAGUGGAAGACCGAUCCUCGGUUUGUUACCAACAGUGACCGUGUCAAGCACCGACAGGAGAUCGAUGGUCUCAUCGAGGAGAAGGUCAAACAAAAGACGACACAAGAAUGGCUGGAGAUCUUGGAAGGCAGCGGGAUGCCAUAUGCCGCCGUCAAUGAUAUUCAAGGGACCCUCAACCAUUCUCACGUCCAAGCGCGUGGAAUGGUCACCGAAGUCGAUCAUCCAGCAUGUGGUCCCAUCAAGCUAGUCAACACGCCGAUUAAGUAUUCCCAUGCCACUCCUGGCGUGCGGACGCCGCCCCCAACCCUUGGCCAACACACGGACGAGAUUCUUGGGGAGAUCCUCGAAUACGGACCCGCGGGGCCACCUUCAAUGGGAGCCCCAGCACCACCGCAAGAUUCACUACUACUACUACCACCACCACUGCCUUCACAACCCCAGCCUAUAGCCCCGGCGGCUAAAGAUUCACCCCCAUCCGCUAAGCGCAAGAGAGCAGCAGGUGGUCCACGCCAACGAAAAAGUACCACCAACGGACCUAAGCGCAAGAAGCGCCGGCGUGGUAACGACAGUGAUGGAGAAGAUGUCAUCCGAGCAGGAGACUCGAGCUCCGAUGAAUCUGACGUUGCGCCGACGGCGACACAAACUAAAUCUGGUCGGCAGGUCAACCGUCCUUCUUUAUAUGUACCUCCGUCCGCGUCACCGACGGUUGCCAAGGACAGCAGUAACUCGCUGGACGCAUCGGAUACCACUCAACGGCAGGGCGCGGCUGCUCGGAAACGUAAGCGGGUGUAUCGCAAACCAAAGGAUGGCAUCGUCAGUUGUAUCCACUGCCAGAGGGGACAUAGUCCGCAGAGCAACGCUAUCGUCUUCUGUGAUGAGUGCAAUGGGCCCUGGCAUCAGCUAUGUCAUGAUCCUCCGAUUGACUCGCAGGUUGUCACCGUGAAGGAAAGACAAUGGGUCUGUCGGGGAUGCAAGCCCGUGCCGAUCACCAUUGUCCAGCCGACGGUUGUUCGGAGCAAUCCUAGUCUCACGGGUCCGUCGUUAGGUCCUCCCGUGCAUGUGCCGUUAAUAAUGCCCAAGACGGAAGUAGGAGGGGAAGGCUUCUCGGCCGAUGAGCGACGGGGCUUUCUAUCGGGGUUGUCGCAUGCGACUCUUGUCGAACUACUGGUCACUUUGUCCGACCAACACCCGGCGAUACCCAUGUUUCCUAAGAAUUUAAAGACUCUCCAGUCGAAGUUCUCAUUCAAGCUGAACACUGCGGCGGUGCCCACUCCAUCCUCAACCUCCUCGAAUACCCCAACCAUCACUAACUCGAUCCCCCACGCUUUAACCAAUGGUGUAGACACGGCCCGGCAAAAGUCAGGUGUUACUCCCGAAUUCCUGCCUACUCCUUCUUCCGCGCCCCAAACGCAGCAUGACGACCUGUCCGAGGAGUCCGAGUAUGAAUUCUCAGAGCACCGCCUGUACCCGCGUGCCGGGAACGGAUUCCGUUUGUCGACGAAUGCCGACGACAUGGAUAUUAUGUUUGAAGACGCCUCAUGUCGCACGUUCAGCUACGCAUUACACGGACCGGCACGGGUUCGAGCGCAGGCGAACCAAGUUGCACCUAUCUGGGGUUCGUGA
Molecule: messenger RNA, 2571 nt
Organism: Aspergillus caelatus
Lineage: Eukaryota; Fungi; Ascomycota; Eurotiomycetes; Eurotiales; Aspergillaceae
Product: CoA-transferase family III domain-containing protein
Exons: 8
Coding region: 1-2571 (856 amino acids)
Molecular function (GO): catalytic activity
Source: RefSeq, a predicted model, not a curated record